Molecule: messenger RNA, 3211 nt
Organism: Aphidius gifuensis
Lineage: Eukaryota; Metazoa; Arthropoda; Insecta; Hymenoptera; Braconidae
Exons: 7
Coding region: 260-3154 (964 amino acids)
Biological process (GO): lipid metabolic process
Molecular function (GO): lipase activity
Source: RefSeq, a predicted model, not a curated record
UGAUGGACAAGUUGGAGCAAAUGAUUAAUCAAAAUUAUUGAUAGUUAAUUUAUUUUAAUUUUUUAUGAUAAUUGAUUCAUUGGCUUGAUUAAUUGUUGAUAUCCAAGAUGGUAAUGGAAAUAGUACUGAUGGCAUCGUUAAAUGUUCAACAAGUAAACAUACAGAUGAUGUAGCUGGUGUGGACAAAUGGCCAGAUAGCCUAGAUGAAUCAUUGGAUGAGCAAAAUGAUGCUGAAAUAUUUCGCGCUGUUGUUGAUUCAAUGAAAAAAUGGGAAUUACAUAAAAGAAGUUCACGUAGAAUAAAAAGAGAAAUAUCACGUGUUUGUUAUGAGGAUGUUGGAUGUUUUGAGGAUACUGGACCAUUUAGUUAUUUAGAAAUGUUGCCAUCACCACCAAAAGAUGUUGGAACAAGAUUUUUUGUUUAUGGAAGUAGAAAAGCUAGAUCAAUACCAAUGGAAGUAUUACCAGAUGAUAUUAAUGAUAAAACUCAUAAUUCAAUUGAUUCUGAUUUACCAACAAAAGUUAUUGUUCAUGGUUUUGGAUCUGGUUGUGAUCAUGUAUGGGUUUAUGAAAUGAGAUCUGCGCUAAUGUCAGCACAUGAUUGUAACAUUGUUUGUGUUGAUUGGAGCUUAGGAAGUGCAAUACCAAAUUAUGUUAGAGCAGCAGCAAACACAAGACUUGUUGGACGUCAAUUGGCAAAAUUAAUUAGAGGAUUAAAUGUACCACUUGAAAGAGUUCAUUUAAUUGGUUUUAGUCUUGGUGCACAUGUUGCUGGUUUUGCUGGUGCUGAACUUGGAAAUGUUUCACGUAUAACAGGUCUUGAUCCAGCUGGUCCAUUAUUUGAAUCACAAGAUCCACGUGCACGUCUUGAUGAAACAGAUGCACAAUUUGUUGAUGUUAUACAUAGUAAUGGUGAACAAUUAAUACUUGGUGGUCUUGGUUCAUGGCAACCAAUGGGUGAUGUUGAUUUUUAUCCAAAUGGUGGUCGUAUGCAAACUGGAUGUUCAAAUUUAUUUGUCGGUGCUGUAUCUGAUUUUAUAUGGUCUGGAUCAAUUGAGGGACGUUCACUUUGCAAUCAUAGACGUGCAUAUAAAUUAUUUACUGAUUCAGUUAGUCCAAAAUGUCGUUUUCCAGCAUUUCCAUGUGAAAAAGGAUAUGAUGGUUUAUUACAAGGUGAUUGUUUUCCAUGUGGUAUUGAUAGACCAUGUGGUGAUAUGGGUUAUUAUUCUGAUGUAUCAACAGCAAGAGGACAAUUGUAUCUUGUUACUAGAGAAGAAGAACCAUUUUGUGCUCAUCAAUAUCAAAUUAAAUUAUUUAAUAAUCGUGGUGAAAGACCAGCAAGAAGUUAUGGUAAAUUACAAGUAACACUUGUUGGUAAUGGUGGUUUUAAUGAAACAUUUACAAUGACUAAAAAAGAUGAUGAAGAGCUACUUGUUGGUGCAAUUCUACAUAAAAUGGUUGUACCACAUCCAGUCGUUGUUGAUCUAGAAGCAAUUGAGGUAAAAUAUACAGCAUACAGUGGAUGGAUUUCGUCAGGUUUAGUUAGUUGGAGCAUUGAUAAAGUAUCAAUUCUUGAUAGUUAUGGUAAAAGUUUAUCAGUAUGUCGUCGUGGAUUAAUUCUUGAAUCUGGUCAUCCAGUGUAUUUACCACUUUAUCCAAGUGAAUGUACAAUACCAAUUGAAAUUGACAAUCAAACAUUAUCAACAAAUAUAAAUUUAACAAAUUCAUUUGUAACAAAUAAUAAUAUUAAUAAUAAAAAUGAUGAAUUUAAAUUGACUGGUAUUGGACCAUUUGUUAAAAGUCAAAAUUAUGAUAAUAACAAUGGAUUUAUUGAUACAAUACAAAAUGAACAUAAACGUCCAAUGAAAAAUUUUGGUCCAUAUACAAAAGAACAAAAUAUUAGAUUUUUUAAUGAUGAAAAAAUUAAUGAUAAUAAUAAUAAUGCUGAUGGUAAUAAUAAUAAUGAUAAUAUUAAAAAUGAAAAUGAUAAAAAAGAUAGUUCAAUAAUAUGGUCAUUUGUUGAUAUAAAUAAUAAUAAAAAUGAUAAUGAUAAAAAUUUAUUGGAAAAUUUAGAAAUUGAAAGUGGACGUGGUUUUUCUGGUGGUAGUUAUGUACAUACAACAUCAAUAAAUCCAAUAAAAUUAAUUGAUACAACAACUGUAUUAUUAACAAGUGAAAUACAAGAACCUGUAUUACAAUUUAAAAAAGAAACAUCAAGAUCAAUGAAGCUUGGUGAAAUAACAGAGCCAUUGCUACGUCCACGUUCAAUAAGACAAAAUACAAAUGAAGGAUCAAUUGAUGAUGUAAAAAUUAUAAUAAAUGAUACUAUUGAAAAGACAAUGUUACAACAAAAUAAUGACACAGUUUUGCAUGGUUUUACUGUGCAAUUUUUACCAGAAAGAUUAGCUGGUAUAUUAGCACAAGCUGAAAAAUAUGCAAGGCAAAAAUUAUUGCCACUUAUAUCACAAUAUACACCGAGUUUUAUUAGUAAUUCAAGACAAGAUAGGCAAAGGUAUUUUCCAUCAUUGAGUGAUGCUAAUGAUAACUAUGAUAUGGCUAAAUUUAAUCAGAAUAAUAAAAGUUUAUUGGCUAAACAUGUUGAAGGAAAUAAAAAUACAGUAUUGGAAAAAAAUAAUUGGAUACCAAUUAAUGGUACGAUGUUGAAGUAUUCGAGUAUUGAAAAUUCAACAAGUUCAUACAUGUUGACUGAUAAUACUGAGGGUAAAUGGAUCACGAAAUUGAAUGAUGAUAGUAGAAAAGUUGAAGAAAAGGAUAAUGAUUGGAUGCCAAUUGUUGAUAAAAUUGAAGCUAAUAAAUUGAAUGAUAAAAUUGAUAAUAAUGGGAGUGUUGUGAUUAAAAAUUCAAGUGUUGAAAGUAUAUCAAUGGAUAAUAAUUUACCAAGUACAACAGUUGUUAGUAGUAAAAUUAAUGAUAAGAAAUUUAUUCCAGUUGGUAGAAUUAAUGAAAAUAAUGAUAAAAAAUUGACGGAUUAUGUUGGAGAUAAAAAAAUUAAUGAUAUUGAAAGAGGAACACUGAGAUCAAUGAUAUUUCCAUUUCAUUAUUCUGGAAAAAAUGAUCCACGAACUAAAUAUAUUCCUCUACUUCCUGAAGAAGAAGUAGGACGUCGAAAUUAUUUUCAAGAACGAGAACGUUGAAAUUCAACACAAAAAAAAAUAACAUCCAUGACAAAAAAAAUUAUAUUUUUUUUUUAC